Messenger RNA from Strigops habroptila (Kakapo), 1817 nucleotides. RefSeq names its product Rac family small GTPase 3 (gene RAC3). The transcript is spliced from 6 exons. The record is from RefSeq and is a predicted model, not a curated record. Gene Ontology annotation, cellular component: cell cortex; cell projection; cytoskeleton. Bases 249 to 827 code for a protein of 192 amino acids. Lineage: Eukaryota; Metazoa; Chordata; Aves; Psittaciformes; Psittacidae. Gene Ontology annotation, molecular function: protein kinase binding; GTP binding; GTPase activity. Gene Ontology annotation, biological process: actin filament organization; motor neuron axon guidance; establishment or maintenance of cell polarity.
GGCACAGGAGCCCGCGACCGGCGCGUUCGGCCGCUCCGCCCCCGGCGGGCCCCGAGCGCCGCGCCGCGCGUGCGCUCCGCCUUCCGCCCCCAGCGCCGCGCGGAGCGGGGCCAGCGGGAGACCCCGCCCCCGCCACAGGGCUCGGCUGGGCUCGGCUGGGCUCGGCUGGGCUCGGCUUGCUCGGCCCCGCCCCGCCCGCGCGGGCUGUCACUGCGGCGGAGUCGCGGCGGCGCCGCCAUCGCGGGCAGAUGCAGGCGAUCAAGUGUGUGGUGGUGGGCGACGGAGCUGUAGGGAAGACCUGCUUGCUGAUCAGUUACACCACAAAUGCCUUUCCUGGAGAAUACAUCCCUACUGUGUUUGAUAACUAUUCUGCCAAUGUCAUGGUAGAUGGAAAGCCAGUGAAUCUGGGCCUCUGGGAUACAGCAGGGCAAGAGGAUUAUGACCGGCUGCGGCCUCUUUCCUAUCCACAGACGGAUGUUUUCUUGAUCUGCUUCUCCCUUGUGAGUCCAGCCUCCUUUGAGAAUGUCAGAGCCAAGUGGUACCCUGAGGUCCGACACCAUUGCCCAAAUACACCUAUCAUCCUGGUGGGCACCAAGCUGGACUUGAGGGAUGAUAAAGACACCAUUGAAAGGUUACGUGAUAAGAAACUGGCCCCCAUCACCUACCCUCAAGGUUUGGCCAUGGCUCGGGAGAUUGGGUCAGUAAAGUACCUGGAGUGCUCUGCCCUGACGCAGCGGGGCUUGAAGACGGUGUUUGAUGAAGCCAUCCGGGCUGUGCUCUGCCCACCACCCGUGAAGAAGCCUGGCAAAAAGUGUACCGUGUUCUGAGGGCUGUGGCCAAGGUGCUGGCUCAGCAUGUUGUUGUCCUCUGACAGAUUGCAUAUUAGCUGGGUGUUUCUGGAGGGGGCUGGGAUGUGUAGGGCCCUUCAUCAUGUACGAAGUCAGUGUUUUUUAAAUGUCUCUUUGAUUUAACGUCAGUGUUGAUGUGAAGGGGCAGCAGGGGCAGGAGACUAGCUGAGGCUGUACAGCCCCCAGGGGAGGAACAAUGGGGAAGGCAAGGUAGCUCCCUGGGGCAAUAGGCUGUUUUGGCUCUCCUGAACUCCCAAGCUAAAAGGGCUGAGACAUCCAUCCUGUCCUGGAAACACCUGCUUACAACCUGCAGGAGAAACAGGUGGUGAAGAUCCUUGUGGGAGUGGGGAGGAAGCUGAUAUGAUGGUGCUGGAUGAUAAGAGCAGCUGGGAGAGUGGUAGGGUCUCUCUUUGCCCAGCCUGCUGUGGCCAACAGGUAACAAAUAGGUGCUCUAGCAGAUACGUGCCUCAGACUGUUAAAGAAAUCACAACCAGCCUGGGAAUGGGUCAAAGUAAAUGAGAAAUGAAGCUGAAGAACUAACCAUUAGGUGCUUUAUUGGGUACUAGCCAAACUCACUGAAUGAAACAGCUCUGUGCAAUUGAUGUAUUUGCCUUUUUGUGUGUGCACACCUUAGGAGAGCAUGGUGCUGCUCCCCCCCAUCAGUCUUUAGCAGGGCCUCCCCCCCUCUAAAUCCAGUCUCUGCAGAGCAGGGCUGUGGUUGUUGCCUCUGUUUUGUUUUUUUCUACUAAAGACAGCAAAGGAAGCAAUGAGGAGCCUGCUAACUUCUUCUUUCCCUUCCCACUGAAAGUGCAGGCCAGCUCUAUGGAGUUGGAUGGAAUAGGGAGAGCUUCUCAAGGGUUGUGGGGGGGGAAUAGGGUUGGAAGAAAGACAGGUCCAAUUUCUAAUCAUCAUGUAGAGUGACAAGAUAAAACCUUAUUUGGUGCAAUAAACAUUCUCCAUGACGGUGUA